UGCUACACUGUCGCGGCAUUCUACUGAACGCCAGAAUUAGAUCCUACCCGCCUACCUCCAAAUUUCUGAUCACUAUAUGCCGGAAAGGGAAACGAAUAGAAAGAAGCGCGGGAGAUAGAAAUGAAUUCGCCGCUGAUGAAUCUUGCCGGGCGCCACAUUCUUUCCCUGAUAAAAGCGUAUAUCAGGCUACCGCCAUUAACCAGCUUCUCCACCUCGGCAUCCUCCUACGCUACGAAGCAAUGGAACGGAAGCGUUUCCAUGGUCCAAGGAGCUUCCAGAGGCAUUGGCCUUGAAUUCGUUAAGCAAUUGCUAGAGAGAAACGAUGAAGGGCGUGUUAUUGCAACCUGUCGGAACCCUAGUGGAGCAGCAGGGCUUCUGGAAUUAAAAGACAAAUUUCCCAAUCGUCUAGAUAUUCAUGCCUUGGACCUGACAAUAGAAAGCACUAUAGAGAUGUCAGCAAAUGCCGUUAAAGACAAAUAUGGCUUCCUAAACCUUCUAAUUAAUGCAUCCGGCAUCCUUUCAAUACCAAACAUUCUGCAGCCAGUGCAGAAACUACACUGGCCAAAGUAGAGAGGUCAUCAUUGCUUCUUGCUUAUGAAAUCAAUGCUGUUGGUCCUGUAUUGGUUAUCAAGCACAUGUGGCCUUUACUGAAGGCUGGAGGUGGGGGUGGAACAGAGAGGGAUUUCGCUAUAGUUGCCAACUUAAGUGCAAGGGUUGGAUCAAUCGAAGACAAUGCUCUAGGAGGGUGGCACUCAUACCGAUCCUCAAAGGCUGCUUUAAAUCAGUUGACAAAGACCAUAUCAGUGGAAUUUGCCCGUAAAAAAGAUCCAAUCAUAUGCCUUCUGCUGCACCCAGGCACAGUAGAUACAGAUCUUUCAAAACCUUUUCAGAAAAAUGUUGCCAAAGACAAGCUUUUCACGAAAGAGUUUUCUGUGCAAAAGCUUCUCAGCAUCAUCCAGAAUGCAAAGCAGAGUGAUAAUGGCAAAUUCUUUGCAUGGGAUGGUCAGCCAAUUCCUUGGUGAUGUGAUUCCCGUUUGGCACAACUUAAUAAGAUUUCCAGGUUUGUUUGUAACUGAAGCUUCCAUGUAUUCGUUGGUGCCUGAUAAAUAUGACAUUUUUUGUGAACUUGUUGACUAUUUGAUGAAUGAAUCAAGCCUACGAACUCGGGGCAAUUAUUCAUGUCCUCUGAGUGUGCUUAAAUCCAAUGUAGUAUUGUUACCACCUGUUUUUAUAAAGUCGAAAUGAUGUGUGAUUUGGAAAUGUAUUACUCCGCAACUAUGACAAUUGACAAUACUGCUUUGAGUCCUAGUAGGAAUACAUUUUGC
Messenger RNA from Cuscuta europaea, 1325 nucleotides. The record is from the annotation of a GenBank genome assembly. NCBI's taxonomy places the organism in Eukaryota, Viridiplantae, Streptophyta, Magnoliopsida, Solanales, Convolvulaceae.